UACAAGGCGUCCCGCGCCCAUUGGCUGGUCGGUAACGUCUGGGGCCCUUCAGCUCAGUGCCAGCACCCAGAUCCACGUGCACCCGCGUGUGUGACACAGCCCUGACCUCAGUGGGAGCCAGUAGCCAAUCAGGUGCCAGGACGAGAUCCUCAGCCAAUCGGGGGCGGGGCCUGUGGCUCCGCCGGCGGGAGGCCAAUGAGGGGCAGUGCCUGGCAUUAUGCAACCCACCUCCUGGCCCCGCGGAGCUUCCAUUCGGCUGCGGGCUGCAACGGCGGCAGGCAGGCGGCUGAAGGACGCUCGCGCGGACAGGUACUGGCUGUGAUCUGUGACCGAACUUCUCAAUCCUCAGAGACCUGAGUCUCCCACUUCACUCCCUAGCCAGGCCUCCUGGCCCCUUGUGCAUCCGUGGUGGCCUCUCCAUCAUCGCUGUUUUCCACCUGCCUUCCCCAUGGCCCAGACAUGAGUAGCCCCCCAGAAGGGGCUGAUGGGGGAGGGGACCCCAGGCCAGGAGAAUCCAUUUGUUCUGGAGGGGCGCCUUCCCCUGGGCCUCCACAGCACAGGUCCUGCCCUGGCCCCAGCUUGGCUGAUGACACAGAUGCCAACAGCAAUGGCUCAAGUGGCAAUGAGUCCAACGGGCAUGAGUCCAGGGGUGCAUCUCAGCGGAGCUCACAUAGCUCCUCCUCUGGCAAUGGCAAGGACUCAGCCCUGCUGGAGACCACCGAGAGCAGCAAGAGCACAAACUCUCAGAGCCCAUCCCCACCCAGCAGUUCCGUUGCCUACAGCCUCCUGAGUGCCAGCUCAGAACAGGACAACCCAUCUACCAGUGGCUGCAGCAGCGAACAGUCAGCUCGUGCAAGAACCCAGAAGGAACUCAUGACGGCGCUGCGGGAGCUCAAGCUUCGGCUCCCACCAGAACGCCGGGGCAAGGGCCGCUCUGGGACCCUGGCCACACUGCAGUAUGCACUGGCCUGUGUCAAGCAGGUGCAGGCCAACCAGGAAUACUACCAGCAGUGGAGCCUGGAGGAAGGUGAGCCAUGUGCCAUGGACAUGUCCACCUACACUCUGGAGGAGCUGGAGCACAUCACGUCUGAGUACACACUUCGCAACCAGGAUACCUUCUCCGUGGCUGUCUCCUUCCUGACAGGCCGAAUCGUCUACAUUUCGGAGCAGGCAGGUAUCCUGCUGCACUGCAAGCAGGACGUGUUCCGGGGUGCCCGCUUCUCAGAGCUCCUGGCUCCCCAGGAUGUGGGCGUCUUCUAUGGUUCCACGGCCCCAUCUCGUCUGCCUACCUGGGGCCUGGGGGCUUCGGCAGGUUCAGGCUUCAAGGACUUCACCCAGGAGAAGUCUAUCUUUUGCCGUAUCAGAGGGGGUCCUGACCGGGACCCAGUGCCGCGGUACCAACCAUUUCGCCUAACCCCAUAUGUGACCAAAAUCCGGGUAUCAGAAGGGGCUCCCGCACAGCCAUGCUGCCUGCUCAUUGCAGAGCGAAUCCACUCGGGUUAUGAAGCUCCCCGGAUACCGCCCGACAAGAGGAUCUUCACUACACGGCACACACCCAGCUGCCUCUUUCAGGAUGUGGAUGAAAGGGCUGCCCCACUGCUGGGCUACCUCCCCCAGGAUCUCCUGGGGGCCCCAGUGCUCCUGUUCCUGCAUCCUGAGGACCGACCCCUCAUGCUGGCCAUCCACAAGAAGAUCCUGCAGCUGGCUGGCCAGCCCUUUGACCACUCUCCCAUUCGUUUCUGCGCACGUAAUGGGGAAUAUGUUACCAUGGACAGCAGCUGGGCUGGCUUCGUGCACCCCUGGAGCCGCAAGGUGGCCUUUGUGUUGGGUCGCCACAAAGUCCGCACGGCACCCCUGAAUGAGGACGUAUUCACUCCUCCAGUCCCCAGCCCUGCUCUUGAUAUCCAGGAGCUAUCUGAGCAAAUCCAUCGGCUGCUGUUACAGCCUGUGCACAGCCCCAGUGCCGUGGGGCUCUGUGGAGUCGGCCCUGUGACUUCCCCAGGCCCUCUCUUCAGCCCUGGCUCGUCUAGUGACAGCAACGGAGGUGAUGCCGAGGGGCCUGGGCCUUCUGCCCCGGUGACCUUCCAGCAGAUCUGUAAGGAUGUGCACCUGGUGAAGCACCAGGGGCAGCAGCUUUUUAUCGAGUCCCGGUCUCGGCCUCCUCCUCCCCGGCCCCACUUCCCUGCUAUAGACACAGUCAAGGCCAAGACCCUUUACUGCCAGUCCCCAGACCCAGACCCGGAGGCAGACCCUGCUCUAGUCCAGGCCCCACCAGCCGUGGCCCCUGAGGAGGCUGAGAGGAAAGAAGCCUCCAGUUGCUCCUACCAGCAGAUCAACUGCCUGGACAGCAUCCUCAGGUACCUGGAGAGCUGCAGCAUCCCAGGCACGAUCAAGCGUAAAUGUGCCUCCUCCUCCUCCUCCUGUACCGCCUCCUCGGCCUCUGAUGAAGACAAGCAGGGGACAGGUCCUGUCCCUGUGGGGUCCAAGAAAGAUCACUCGGCAGUGCUGUCGGGGGAGGGGGCCACCCCUCGGAAGGAGCCGGUGGUGGGAGGCACCCUGACCCCGCUCGCCCUGGCCAAUAAGGCGGAGAGCGUGGUGUCCGUCACCAGUCAGUGUAGCUUCAGCUCCACCAUCGUCCAUGUGGGAGACAAGAAGCCCCCGGAGUCGGACAUCGUCAUGAUGGAGGACCUGCCUGGCCUGGCUCCAUGCCCAGCCCCCAGCCCCACAGUAGCCCCUGACCCAGCCCCAGAUGCCUACCGCCCCGUGGGCCUGACCAAGGCCUUGCUGUCUCUGCACACACAGAAGGAGGAGCAGGCCUUUCUCAGCCGCUUCCGGGACCUCAGCCGGCUGCGCGGACUCAAUGGCUCCUCCAUGGCUCCCUCGGCCCCUGGAGAGCGAGGCUGCCACCAUGGCCGCACGCCCCCCAGCCGCCGAUACCACUGCCGGUCUAAAGCCAAGCGCUCACGUCACCACCAGAUCCCUCGGGUGGAAGCCCCCUGCUAUGUGUCCCACCCCUCAUCUGUCCCACCCUCUGCCCCCUGGCCCCCACCACCAGCCGCUACUCCCUUCCCAGCUGUGGUACAGCCCUACCCGCUCCCAGUAUUCUCCCCCCGAGAUGGUCCCCAGCCUCUUUCCCCGGCCCCCACAUCUGUGUCCCCUGCAGCUUUUCCUGCCCCCCUGGUGACCCCAGUUGUAGCCUUGGUGCUACCUAACUAUCUGUUCCCUACGCCACCCAGCUAUCCCUGUGGGGUACCUCAGACUCCUGCCGAGGGUCCCCCUACCCCUGUGUCCCACUCCCCUUCUCCAUCCCUGCCCCCCCUAGCCCCCAGCCCUCCCCACCGCCCAGACUCUCCACUAUUCAACUCGAGGUGCAGCUCCCCACUCCAGCUAAAUCUGCUGCAGCUUGAGGAGUCCCUCCGUGUUGAGGGGGGUGCUGCUGCAGGGGGCCCUGGGAGCAAUGCUGGGCCCCUGCCUCCCAGUGAGGAGACUGCUGAGCCAGAGGCCAGACUGGUGGAGGUAACUGAGUCCUCCAAUCAGGAUGCACUUUCGGGCUCCAGUGACCUCCUGGAAUUGUUGCUGCAAGAGGACUCUCGCUCGGGCACAGGCUCUGCUGCCUCAGGCUCCUUGGGCUCUGGCUUGGGCUCUGGGUCUGGUUCAGGCUCCCAUGAAGGGGGCAGCACCUCAGCCAGCAUCACACGAAGCAGUCAGAGUAGCCACACAAGCAAGUACUUCGGCAGCAUCGACUCUUCUGAAGCUGAGGCUGGGGCUGCCCAGGCCAAGGCUGAGCCCGGGGACCAGGUCAUUAAGUACGUGCUCCAGGAUCCCAUCUGGCUGCUCAUGGCCAAUGCUGACCAGCGUGUCAUGAUGACCUACCAGGUGCCCUCCAGGGACAUGGCCUCGGUGCUGAAGCAGGACCGGGAGCGGCUCCGGGCCAUGCAAAAGCAGCAGCCUCGGUUUUCGGAGGACCAGCGGAGGGAACUGGGUGCCGUGCACUCCUGGGUCCGGAAGGGCCAGCUGCCUCGGGUCCUUGAUGUGAUGGCCUGUGUGGACUGCGCUAGUAGCACCCAAAACCUUGGCCACCCUGAAGACCCACUCUUCUCAGGACUGGAUGGAUUGGGGCUGGAGCCCAUGGAGGAGGGUGGAGGCGAAGGUGGUGGUGGCAGUUGUGAGGAUGAGGGCAGAGAUGAGGCCCAGGCCCAAGCUGGGGCUGGGGUCUCAAGCUUUCAGGACCUGGCCAUGGAGGAGGAGGAACAAGGUGGGAGCUCAUCCAGUCCAGCCUUACCUGCCACAGAAAAUGGCACCAGCUGAACUACAUCUGGAGGCCGCCUCUAGGAGUACAUGAGAAGCUUCUUCCACAUCCAACUCCCAGAACUCAGAUGUGGCUGGACCAACCAAUAGCAAACUGUCCCAGCUUCUCCCGCUAUGGGGGCUGGACCCCCGUCACCAUCCGCCCAGAUCCAGGGGCUGCCUCUGGCCUCUAGGGCACAAAGGGUGGAACUCUCCAGAGAAGCCUCAGCUCCCACCCCUGCUGAGUCCUUUCUUCCCUGGACAGGGUUGCUGACAGGCUGCUGAGGUGGCCUCUCCAAGUCCCAGCUGAGCCCUAGUCUUGGGAACCAAGGGUGGGGGCUGCACUUAUUUAUUGGGGGAGGCAGUCCUCUCCUACCUCUUCCCCAGGUGGGAGAAGGAGGGCCCCGGGCUCAAGCAGGAGCCAGUGGUCCAAACCUCUAGCUGCUCCAGGAUGGGGGAGGUGGUGGACCAUGGGGUCCCUGGUGCUGCCCCUCAGGGUGGGGGAGGUUGGUGGACCAUGGAGUCCCUGGUGCUGCCCCUCAGGUGGGACCCAGGCGUUCUCAGCUGUACCCUCUACCUAAGACGUUUGUGUUUUUGAUAUUGUGUCUGUUAAUAUUUUUAAUACAAAAAAUAAAAAUAAAACCCAGG
Myotis davidii is the source of this 4935-nucleotide messenger RNA. It is a transcript of the gene PER1, whose product is annotated as period circadian clock 1. The transcript has 24 exons. The coding region runs from base 460 to 4308 and encodes 1282 amino acids. NCBI's taxonomy places the organism in Eukaryota, Metazoa, Chordata, Mammalia, Chiroptera, Vespertilionidae. The record is from RefSeq and is a predicted model, not a curated record. Gene Ontology annotation, cellular component: nucleus; cytoplasm. Gene Ontology annotation, biological process: circadian regulation of gene expression; entrainment of circadian clock by photoperiod; negative regulation of transcription by RNA polymerase II. Gene Ontology annotation, molecular function: transcription cis-regulatory region binding; transcription corepressor binding.